This is a messenger RNA of Linepithema humile (Argentine ant), 732 nucleotides long. The record is from RefSeq and is a predicted model, not a curated record. Lineage: Eukaryota; Metazoa; Arthropoda; Insecta; Hymenoptera; Formicidae.
AUGCGUGUCAAAGUGCAUUUAAACUGUCCGAACAGUAUUUUAUCGACAACAUUACAAAAUACAUUGCCAUCAGUAAUAGCUAAAGAGAUUAAGAAACGACGAAUACUGGUGUUGUGUGCAAUUAUGCGAAAAUUGCAAAAAAAUGAAAAGAGACCGUACAGGAAGAAGCAAUACUGGGUAGCACCAUAUCUAAAGGAUCGUCCAGAGCACAGUUUUUAUUAUGUGUCAAUUCCUAAACUGACCAUAGAGAAUGGAGUACGAUUCCACAAUUAUUUCCGAAUGUCCGCAACACAAUUUGAGGAAUUGUUAUCUAUUGUUGGACCGCUAUUGAUAAAAGAAAAUGUUAUUCGAGAGCCCAUACAACCGAAAGAACGUUUGAUAAUAACAUUAAGGUAUCUUGCUUCUGGCGAUUCAAUGACGUCAAUGUCAUACCAGUAUCUAGUUGGGGUAACAACAGUUUGUAAUAUUAUUCGAGAGACAUGCGAAGCAAUUUGGAGCAAUUUGUGUCCUUUGGUUUUAUCAUCAGUAUUGUCGGAAGGAGACUGGCUCGAAAUUGCAAAUGAUUUUGAAGAAUUGUCCAAUUUCAUUCACUGCAUUGGUGCUAUCGAUGGAAAACAUGUAACAAUUCAAUGUCCCAACAAUGCUGGUUCAACGUACUACAACUACAAGCAUGCUCAUAGUGUAGUAUUAAUGGCCAUUUGUGAUGCACGCCUAUAUAUUUCGUUUUGUUGA